This is a messenger RNA of Boleophthalmus pectinirostris (great blue-spotted mudskipper), 5794 nucleotides long. RefSeq names its product cell adhesion molecule 2a (gene cadm2a). The transcript has 10 exons. The record is from RefSeq and is a predicted model, not a curated record. NCBI's taxonomy places the organism in Eukaryota, Metazoa, Chordata, Actinopteri, Gobiiformes, Gobiidae. Bases 313 to 1602 code for a protein of 429 amino acids.
GCCACAGCCGACAGUGCAGCGGCAGCAUCUAUUCAUCCAUCCAUUCAGGACCGUGCGUAACGGAGGACGUGCUGUUGACGAGGCUUUACUACUGCUAUACUGCCCCGUCCCAUCUACUCAACACGAACCUGCGUGACUAUACUAUCGCAUUCCGUGUGGACAUAAGCGACAAAAGCAUCAUAACGGGGCCGUGAAGUCAGGCAAAGAAGUCCAUCUGGAUAGCUACAACAAAGCGGUCCGGUUCGGGAACCAGCGAGGGGAAAGAAGAAAUCAGAAGUGCGGAGGAGAGAGGACGAGAGGAAGGAAGACAGGAUGAACCUCAAGAGUCAUUUGCUUUUUACCUUCUACACUGUUUACGUGCUCCUGGUGAAAGGCCUCAGCGGUCAGCACCCUCUGGUCGACAACGUAACGGUGACAGAGGGAGGGACAGCCAACCUGACCUGCCGCGUGGAGUCCAAUGACAACACCUCCCUCCAGUGGUCCAAUCCGGCACAGCAGACUCUGUUUUUUGGGGACAAGAAAGCUCUGAGGGAUAACCGGAUCGAGCUGGUUCGUGCCACGUCGUCCGAGCUCACUAUCAGCAUCAGUGACGUGUCUCUGUCAGACGAGGGCAGAUACACCUGCUCUCUCUUCACCAUGCCCAUCAGAACAGCCAAAGCCUACCUGACUGUACUAGGUGUACCUGCAAAGCCAGAGAUCGAGGGUCUGACGAAGCCUGCUUUGGAAGGUGACCAGAUCACCCUGACAUGCAGCAGCCAGGGCAGCAAACCCGCCGCCGACCUGCGCUGGUUUAGGAACGAGAAGGAGGUCAAAGGAGCCAAGGUGGUGAAUCCUAUGGGGAAGACGUUCACGGUGCAGAGCUUUCUGCAGCUGCAGGUGGACAGAAACGAUGAUGGAGUGGCCUACACCUGCCGCGUGGACCACGUGGCCCUGUCCCAGACGCCGCAGCAGGCCACCGAGGUGCUGGAGGUCCACUAUGCCCCUCGUGUGGAGAUUAACCCCCUCCAUUCUGUGCCACUGGAGGGUCAGUACCUCAGACUGGAGUGUGUAUCCAAAGGCAACCCUUCACCUGACCCUGUGAUGUGGACUAAGGAUGGGGGCGAGUUGCCUGACUUGGAGCGUAUGAUUGUGGAGGGGCGUGACCUCACCUUCACCUCUCUGAACAAGACGGACAACGGGACGUACCGCUGUGAGGCCAGUAACCACCUGGGCACCAGCAGUGCUGAAUACAAGCUCUAUGUGUACGACGCACCCACCUCCCCACCUCCACCCACCACUGCCCCCCUCCAUCCCUCCACCCCAGAGUCCACUGCUCAGUUAGACAGCCCCGCCUCCGAGCCCUCAGUGACCGGACACAGAGACCCAAACGCAGUGGGGCAGCACGGCACGGACCAUGCGCUGAUCGGUGGAGUGGUGGCUGUAGUGGUCUUCGUCACCUUGUGUUUAAUCAUUGUCCUGGGGAGAUAUCUGGCCAGGCAUAAAGGAACAUACUUGACAAACGAGGCCAAGGGAGCAGACGAUGCGCCAGAUGCUGACACGGCUAUCAUCAACGCCGAGGGCAACCAUGCGCACGCAGAGGAAAAGAAAGAGUACUUCAUUUAGACUGAAGGGGGCGCUGUCACGGCUCUCUCACAUCAUCCCCCACCUCUCUCUUCUCUGUCUCUCCAUCGUUUGACCACUGCCUCCUCACCAUGACGACCACAGACAAAGAAAACCCUUCCCACGUGCAUAUUGCCUUCGGUGUUGGCCAUUUUGUCCACUAUUUUGUUCUAGGCAGCUUGCAGUGGGAGUUGUCGCCUUCUCCGUAUAGUCGACCAUGACGGUUUUUCAAAAUGGCCUCCUCUCUUCUACCCUCCCCCCUUUACACACAAGUAUUCAGUUCACACAUACGACCCACAAAGCGCAUAUCUCACAUAAACACGGUGCCUAAAACUACCAUUGAAAUCUCGUCAAUGCCUUCAUGUAUAUUGUCUGUGGGUAGCUUCGAGAGGUGGCAAGUUCGAGUCCGCUCGGUUCAUUUGCGCUUAGCUUUUGACAAUUUUCGUUCUGAUUUCAACAAAGAUCUGUGCUGUUGUAACGCCUUAUACUUGUCAAUCAUAUUUUUAGAUGCUCCACGACUUUACCCCCUUCUAUCUCCUCUCUCGUUCUCGCUUUCUCCCACCAAAUAGACUUGUAAUUACAAAUGCCCGUUGUAAGAUACGAAGAAGGUUUUUUGUGUAACACUGUAGCAAGGUCUGUCAGAUACGUGUAUAAUAUGAUUUUCAAUAGGGUUAGGGGUACUCAAAAAACAAUGGGUAGUGUGGUAUCGUCUAUAAUACACACCAAAAAUGUCAAGAUGCUAGUUACAGUUAGCAUUUUUUCAUCCUAUAACUCAAAUGCUAAAUCUGCUAUGUACUUUUUGUCGGUAUAGUGCUGCACUGUCCAGGCUGCAGGUUAGCAAAAAAUAUCACAAAAGCUUAAGGUAGUUUGUCAUUGAGCUUUCGGGUGUACAGAAAGAGUCAUUUCUCUACUGCUGUAUAAAUGGUAUUGAAGUUAGUUUAUUAGCUUUUCAAUUUGUAAUUUCACACACAUUCAACGUCACUGAAAUAGUUUUGGAGAACCCCCUGAUUAGAGAUUAGAGUUGUUUAUUUUACUUUUUUGUAUUCAUUUUACAUUUAGAUACCUUUUGUGCGUACAAUUUAAGGUCAAGGCAGCUUACCUGUAUACUGUAGUCACGCGGGAUCACAUUCGUUUUAUUUUUAUUGGGUUUUAAUCAUCUGAAAAAAUACAAUGUAGUGUCAAGUCAUAGUCCAAAGGGGGCACUAUUUUCUGAAACAUACUCAUAACAAAAGAAGAAGCACAAAAAGGCGGAAUGGUUGUCGGAAAUCAGUUCACCACAUUCUCCAGAGUCCAAAUAUAAACAGUUUUUAUUGGGAAUUUCAGCAAAAAGGUUUCUAAUGUUAUAAUUUAUUAUUUUGAAACUCCCCUUCUGUAUAUUGUGUCUGCAAAAAAGUGAUUCAUUUGUGGAAAGUGCUGUUUGGAAUCCUGUUAGAAAUUUGUAUAUUUGCCAACCUCUUUUUAAUUUCUCACUUCUAAUUUGUUUUACUAUAGGGCAUGUAUAUAAUGAGCUUCUCCCGUUCAUUUUUAUUUAAAUUAUUCAGGAGAUGCAAACAGUGAAGGAUAUUUAUAACAGUGACAGAGGCUAUGUGUAUAUGGCAUGCUUUUAGUGGGAUUGAGUUGAAGGAAAAUAAAAAAAUAAGAAAAGCAAUUUGCAGUUAAAGAUUUUAAAACAAAUUCUAAAAACAUGGGAUAUAAAUUUUCCAAAAAACACACUUAAAAUCCUGUUUUUAUCCUUUUAUUUUGUCUCUACUCUAUAUUUUCAUUGUGCAUUACUUUACAGGAAUCUGAGUUGAUUUCUGAAAUCCAAGACUUCACGGCACUAAUCCACAAAGAGGGAGCAAAUUAUUACCAAGGGCAAUAAAAUAGCCCCACCUGUCUCCAAUUCACUGGCCAAUUUACAACAUUAUGCAAAUGAGGUCAGCAAGUAAAAGGUCUUUCUCUGUAUGUUAAUUCAAGCUGGGAACCAUAGAUCGAAAAUUGUAGUGUGUCACCAUUCACUUUGUGUUCUGCUGCAUAUGACCUACGCAACCGGCAAUUAUCAGUGCUUUCACGAGUGCUACCAGUUUCAAUAUAUAGCUUAGUACUGUGCAAAAGUUUUCGGCAGGCUUGUUAGAAAGGGCCUGAGGUUAAGAAAGGUGUACCCAUGCCAGCAAAAGAAAGAAGACAAGUAUAAACAAACAGCCAUUAUCAUCUGUAGUCUCAAAUACUGUAGAUGGUUCAGGUAAAAAAAAAAAAAAAAAUCUGCAAAGUUAUUAAAAUGAAACACUCGCCAUUAGAAAUCCAAAUUGCUGUUAAUUUGUUUAAAUAAAUGCGUACAAGGUAUAACUUGGCUCGUCUCCAUGGAAGCAGAGGUUGCACCAGGAGAAGAAAAAUAGUUUUGGGAAAUGGGAAUCUUUCUAUAAACCAUGAUCUUAGGCCAGCGGACAGUUUUUAAAUGUUUGGUUGUGUGGGGUUGUAUUUUAAGCACAUAUUACUAAAACUUUUGUACAGUAUUGCUUUCAUUGUGCUUCAGCCUGUCAAUCACUUUGUACAACUUGCAAAUGUCACACUCUGUAUAUAACUGUACCACUAAGAUGUUCUGUUUUUAUAGUUUAUUUUCUAUUCUUACUGUGUCUUAAAGCAGUGAUGGUGUCAAUCAAGUCUUUUGUUAAUUUACAUGUGUUGAUGAAAUUGAUUUGAAGAAUUAGAAUUGUGUUAUUAUUAGGUUGGUUGAAUUAGGAGCUGAACAGGUGCCAUUUCCUGAAUUAUGCACUCUGACUAAUUUGACAAUUUCUUAGUAAAAUGUGUGAUUGAUUUUGUUUUCUGUGCGUUUUAUUUUUUAACAAAAUCCACCUGUAAAUAUUUCUUUUGACAUGGAAGUAAUGAGCUAAUUUCUUGCAUAUGGCUUUUUAUAAUAAUUAGUCCAAUUGGAAUCCAUUUUAAUGUGUUGAGAGCCUGGCACAUCCCGUCAUGCACUAUUUGGUAGAUUCAACUGUAGCUCGCUUUGAGUUUAUUUUUUUAUUAUUAGUUAAUUUCUAUAUUGUGUUGAAACUAAGCUUUAAAUCUGCUGCCUAUCCAAUACAAACACACAGAUGUGAGGCCUCUAAUUUCACACUGGUGGACAGAUUGAAACAGCAUUAUCUCAUUUCCACUGGGCAUAGGUCCAUGGUUUGAUUUGAGUUUUUUAAUAUACUUUUUAAGCUUCAUUUCCAGGCUCAUAGCAAACAUCUUUCUUUGAAAAUAGGUGGAGGGCCAGCUGAGGUGAUGUGUUUAUGCAGAUCAGGCAAAGUCCUGCAAUAGAGGUUUCCAUUAUGCCAUGAAAUUGCCCAAUUUCAAGAACAAUUUUCAUGUUGGCUGAGGGACGUGAAGACGGAUACCAAUUCACAAAAUGUAUGUGGAUUGAAUUCUUUAACCUGGAAAUAUUCAUGGUAAAUAUAAUUAUGAAAAUCAGUUGCAUUUUUCCUGUGUUAUUAUUGUCUGCAACAUUUUAGUUGAGACAAAGCAUCAAAACAAACAUGUCAGCGCUUUUAGGUUUGAAAUCACAUUGAGUUCUACCACAGAUCAACAAAAUGUUUCUAGUAAUAAUUGUAUUUAUUUUGACCAAGCACCACCAAACACAGUUAAAAUUACAUAAAGUAUUGUCUGAAACACUGAAUAUCACAUCAGUCAAUGGUAAAUUUGUUUUUGUACUCUCAAGAGCUGUGAUUCAUGCCAGCCUCUCUUGUGUGUAUUAUCUCUUUCCUCUUCGGAGACUGUUCUUUUGGCCUGUGCUUUAAGGUGGAAAGAGUUGUAAGCUGAAAUAAUUGAUCAUUAUGAAAGCUCACCAAAACUCCACCUGCCCCAGCUGCACCUGUGCACACAAACACUGCGUAUAGUUCACUCACACCAGUUUGAAAUUACAGAGGCCCCAAGUUCCACCAAGGGGAGUAUACAAGUAAUGAUCUAUUUUGUUUUUAUUUAAAGGUUUUCAUUUGCCCUACUUUAUUCACUGUACAGACUGGCUUCCUCCACAAAAAUAAUAAAUUCUUACUCACUACAACUUGUAACACAAUUGCUUCUAGAUUUUUUUUUUUUAUUUGAUGAAAUUGUUGUGUUUUGUUUUGCAUCUCAGGAAAAUCUUUCAUUUAGAAAUUUGUCUUAUAAAAGGGGACUCGCUGGAGCACGUUUCACUGUGCUAGUCCUUAAUGCUGACACCAUGUAUGUGUUGAGUUUUGGA